AUGGAGAAAGAGCGAAGGGUUCCCACGAUUGCAGAAGCCGCAGAAACAUGCCUUAGAUCAUUCAACGAAUGUUUAGGACAGCUCAAGAUCCUCGAUGCUAGAGAGCAAUUAUUACUGGAAGAUCAACUUGGACGGUUCUCGAUAUGGGCUUCCAACAUUGGAGCCUUUGCGCCGCGCAGAGCAUCUCUUGACCAUCGACUUCGAUUGGCCCCGGAUGUACAGCGCUUGGUUCGAGGAUUGCUUCAGACACUGAAUGAUCAUAUUCGAAGCGACAUAUCUCCAAUAUCGAGAUCCUCGCCGGAAAACUCGACUAAGGCUUCAAAGAUUGCAAAUAUCGAUCUAACACCAAUCUCGAAGGAUCUGAACCUUCUUCACCGGCUUUCAAAUACUAUUCGAAAGGCCAGUCGCAACAGCCAGAAUCUCAGAGCCGCGACAAAUUUCAAAAUUACAGAUGAAGAAGGAAACGACGUGGGACUAGUCUUUCGGGAUCUGUUUGCCAGUCAGUUGAUUCAAAUGAAGUUUCCAGACUGCAGCGAAACUAUUAGAGAUAGACUCGCCUCCGCAAUGCUGCUGCGUCGGAAGCGAAUUCUCUAUCGACGAUCUCGAUAUGGUCCCUUAGUAAACAAAGAAUCAGGAAGCCCACCGAAAAUUGAACAGCCUGUAGCGGACAAAACUGAAAAAAUUGGAAAGCCCGCUCUUUCAAAGGGAAAAUCCGUUCAAAGUGAAUCUGGAUCUCGAGCCAUUACUACGGCCACAACCGUAACUUCAGAGCAGUUCAGAAAGGCAUCCUCCCCUUCCGUUAUCGCAAGGCCAAAGACCAUCCGCCUCAGCGGUCAGGAGGAGGCGUUCUUUCCUCCCGCUCCUAAGGGGCGUAUACUUCAAAAGCUCAAAAAUGUCAGGGAUGACUAUGAAGCAAGUCACAAGGCACAUCUGAUGUCUCUUGAACACUAUGAUCUCUACAUGCAACACAAUGGCCAACCGCCAUUGGACUCCGAUGACCUAGACCAAUUGAAAAGCAGCAUUUCAGAUGCUGAGAGUCAUCUAAAGGAAAAAAUCGAAAUUGAAACGAAAAAGUGUCUUGAGAGCACAGAGGUGGUUUGUCCUUAUUGCUGUUGCACUUUGUCAGGAACUGAUGUCAUGACGGAUCAUAAGUGGAGAGGACAUGUCAAGCACGACUUGGACGCAUAUGUCUGCUUGUUCGAAAAUUGCAAUCAAGGGGACACCCUUUACAGCCACAGUGAGGAGUGGCUCGCACAUAUGCGCGAGCAUAAGAUACGCUGGCGUUGCACAGCUAGGGCUCACGGCAUUUUUGUCUUCAAAAACCAGGAAGAGUACCUUGAUCACAUUCGGAGCAAGCACAAAGGGACUGAAACCCAGCUCCACUUUCUUGCUGAUCCUAGUAGCCGAUCGUCUGGUCCGAUAUUUGAAUUCUGUCCAUUGUGUGGGAUCUCACAAUUGAAUAUCUCGUUGGAAGACCAUAUUGCAGCUCAUCUCCGGUAUCUUGCUCUUAAAUCAUUGCCCUUUGUGGAUGAUGAUCAUGAGCACCAGGCCUCAGAUAUGUCAGUGCAUUCCAGCGCUGGCAUGGAAAGCCGUAGCACAAUAGCUGAAGAUUCCGAAUACGGCCUACCUCUAGAGUUUGGCGACAGUCCCAAAAUCAGGGUAGAGCAGAAUGACCUCGCUCCCCCGGAAGGUUCGCAGGAAGCUCAAAAUAUUGACAGCCGUCCGCAACCAGGUAUCAUCGAGGAUGAGGAAAGACGAGAUUCGAUUGUUGACGACAAGCCACGACAGCCAGCCUCUCUUCAUUCGUCGACAGAUAGGGAUCUUCCAGGGAAGGGUGUUUCCCAUCUAGAAACUCAAACGGCACCCGUAAAAGAAGAAACUUCCAAAUCUACUCACGAGGUACCCCUCCAAGAAGUCCAUAUCUCCCGCAGCAAAAAGCCUCGCAGCAGUCGCCCGUGCACCUAUCAUGCGAACAACCGACCGUUAAGCUUUCGUGGUAGAAUUCCCGGGAUAGAUGGUGGCUUUAUGUAUCCUCCCAGUAAUAUAGAUCGCUACGAGCAUAGGCCCCUUCGAGCCUCAACUGCCUACACUACUACACCAGAUUAUUCUCCAUACGCCUACGAGCAUAGGCCCCUUCGAGCCUCAGCCGCCUACACUACUACACCAGAUUAUUCUCCAUACCCCUACGAACAUGGGGCCCCUCUAUCUUCAUACGCCUACUCCAAUGCGCCAAUCCAUCGUCCAUUUCUCUACACCCAGCCGUCCCCGCAUUUUACCGCCAUGUCCGAGUAUGUUCCGCCCCAUCACCAAGAACAGUCAGCCUCCGGGAGGACACAGGAUGGAGGAGGGAAAUGGCGCCCAUUUCCUUCUUGGCCACCCGUUGUUGACUACGGUCCGCCCUCGGUGUAUGAGAAUGAUGAGGUCUUGGACCUCGGGAGGCCCCGCGCAUCCCAAGAUGUAUCGUUAGAAGAAUUGCCUGUCAAUGAAUCGACAGUCCAGGCUAAAAACAGCCAGUCUGGUAAUCCGCGACUACAUCAAGCAUACGAACGGGAUUUCCCGGGCACAUGCUGUGAAUGCGACCAAGGUCUUUAUCACCAACGUACUGAUAAUGUUGCGGCGCCCAGUUUUGAUCGUGGUGGUACUUCUGAUGUGCAAGGAGCGUUCCAUCAACAAAAAUACAACGACGAUGGCUCUUCACCCGUCAUAAAGAACGUGCAUACUGCUCUGCAGUCAGGGGCUGGCAGUGGCACUGGAAGUCACAACAGUCGAUUAAUCACUACACAGAGAAGCCUCGGCCCCAGUAGCCCGCCGGCUCCCAACUUCAAAGCCUUCAGCACCCCACUUGAGCAAGUACAAGCACUUUCAGUACACUUUCAAAGAGGGCUGCUGCCACUUUGCGAUGAUUAUAUUGCCAAUGCCCCAAUCGAUCCUAAAUCGCGUGAAUUUGAGAAUGAGAAGUUGAGCCAGAUGAUUCUAGCGCAAGUGAUCCUUAGGGCAGAUGCUAUUGAGCCCGAUGGGAACACAGACGCUCGAAACGCACGUAGGAUACUUGUCAAGGAAGCGUAG
Molecule: messenger RNA, 3066 nt
Organism: Aspergillus pseudotamarii
Lineage: Eukaryota; Fungi; Ascomycota; Eurotiomycetes; Eurotiales; Aspergillaceae
Exons: 4
Coding region: 1-3066 (1021 amino acids)
Molecular function (GO): protein-folding chaperone binding
Source: RefSeq, a predicted model, not a curated record